GGGCCGGGCCGAGCCGCGCCGGGCGGCGGGAGCAGCGCCGCGUCCGCACCGGGCCACGCCUGGGGCUGCGAGCGGCCACCGGCACCGGCACCUCCCGGCCACGCCUCGGGCUGCGAGCGGGGCACCGGCACCGGAACCCGCACCGGGACCAGGACCCCCGAGCCACGCCUGGGCUGCGAGCGGGGCUCCGGCACCGGCACCGGGAGCGGGGCUCGCACGGGGAUCGGGACCUGCACGCCCGGGCCACGCUUGGGGCCGCUGCGAGCAGGACACCGGCAGCGGGACCGGGACUUCCGAGCCACGCGUGGGGCUGCGAGCCGGACACCGGCACCGGGACCCGCUCCCGCGCCGGGACAGCCAGCUGCUCCUCUCCACGCUGUGUCCCCAUGGAGUGACCCUGCGCAGGGGUCCCGGCAGCUCGGGGGGACGCUGGCUGCCAGCACCGCGAGCAUGAGCGACUUCUGGCACAAGCUGGGCUGCUGCGUGGUGGAGAAGCCCCAGCCCAAGAAAAGGAGGAGGCGGAUCGACCGCUCCAUGAUCGGGGAGCCCAUGAACUUCGUGCACCUGACGCACAUCGGCUCCGGGGACAUGGCUGCGGGAGAGGGGCUGCCCAUGACUGGUGCUGUCCAGGAGAUGAGGUCCAAGGGCGGCCGGGAGCGACAGUGGAGCAACUCCCGUGUGUUGUAGCGUAUUCCUGGCUUUUUCAGCCCAAACUUGAACUGCCUGAUCCCCCCGCUGGAGGAGAAGCCGACCUUGAGUGCUUUAACCCCGCGGUAUUUAUGCAGCACCGUCCUCACCCAGCUCCCGGGGACUUUGGGUCGUCGUCCCUCUGGAAAAUCCCUCCUUCCCGGAGGCCCUGGCCGGUGACAUGGGGAGGGAGCGGGGACAGCAGCCCCCAUCUCCUGCCCCACCUGGAAAGGACACAGCCACCCUCUGAAACGCGCCAGGAGCUGCCAGGCGCAGCCCACGUGUCCCAGAUUCUCCCAGUUUUCCCUUUGCCCACUCCCUUGUCUCCCAUGGGCUGCGUGGUGGUGCCUCAGUUUCCCCAGGGAAUCACUCAUGGUGCAGAGGCAGAUUUGAUGCCUCCCAGAACAUCACGCAGGAGCAAAACCAGGAAUAAGCCCUGAUAUUCUGGCGCCAAACCAGAAUGAAACCCAAGAUGUUCUGGUGUCAAACCAGGAUUCGAUGUCAACCUGGGAUUAAACCCCGAUUCUUCGGAGCAAAAGCGGGAUUAAACCCCGACGCUUCGGUGCCAAACCAGGAUCCAACCCCAACGCUCGGCUGUCCCGGCGUCACCGAGCCCACAGUGCCUCCGGCUGGCAUUCCCACCGCCGCCAAACUCCCACCUCCCUCCUUUUUCUAGGAUCUCUUCUUAUUUUUAAGCUCCAAAACCCACCUGAGCAGCCUCCAUCGCCUCGGGCAGGACCGUGGGGGGGUCCCCUCCACCCGGGAUUGGCCCCGGUCCCGGCCAGACAGGGCCUGAGCCGAGAAGGGCUCCGGAAUUCAGGCGCGGCUGUACAUAGUUUAAUUAGCGCCAGGAUUAAAUAUUAAAUAGCACGUGCUGGGUGACAGAGCCUUUCCCCUGCCCUGAGCUCCGGCCAUGCUCUGCCGGCAGCCGGGCUUUUCCAGCCCCACGGCACACUCGGGUCAGGGGUUUUGGGGAAAAAAACAUUCCACCUUUGAAAUAAAUGCCUUGUGCUGGCCCAAGGGGUGGGUGCACAAGCUGCUCCAGG
This is a messenger RNA of Lonchura striata (white-rumped munia), 1733 nucleotides long. RefSeq names its product CDC42 small effector 1 (gene CDC42SE1). Gene Ontology annotation, biological process: regulation of Rho protein signal transduction. NCBI's taxonomy places the organism in Eukaryota, Metazoa, Chordata, Aves, Passeriformes, Estrildidae. Gene Ontology annotation, molecular function: small GTPase binding. Gene Ontology annotation, cellular component: plasma membrane. The record is from RefSeq and is a predicted model, not a curated record.